UAACCUUAUCUAAUUGGGAGGAAUUGGAGGUGAUAUUUGAACAUAGUAGUAAAGAUAAAGCCAACGUCAGUGAGAAAAUUUUGCUUUCAAGCUUGAGGAACAUACGGCUUGAAAAUUUGCCUAAUUUGGAUAAUCUUUGUCGAGGAAUCCAGAUUCAAGUUCAACUGAGUGACAUCACCAUAAGAAACUGCCCUAAAUUUCUUGAUUCAAGUUUGGGACUAGUUCUUCAACAGAUGGGAACAGUAUUGGUUUCUACAGAAAGAUCAGAUUUGCAAACUACAGCAGAUGUAGAAGAACGAUUAUCUAUGCAUGAUGAAAAAGGGAUAAUCUUGACGUCAAGAGUAGAAUGUUUGAGGUUGUGGGAUUUGGCCAACCUCGUGUGUGUAUGGGAGGGUCCCAGUUUCAUUAGUUUCCAAAAUCUCUUUUGGCUAAGUGUGAUUACAUGCAAGAAAUUAAAGUGUAUCUUCCCCAGAACUAUCAUGAGAGGCCUACCAUGUUUGAAGAUUUUGGAUAUUGCAAAUUGCAAAGAGUUGGAAGAAAUAAUAAUGUCAUCAGAAAGAGAGGAAGAGCCUCUCUUUCCAAAUGCAUCCUCUUCUUCCUUGAUCUGCUUCCCACAACUUGAAUGGCUUAGAGUUGAUGGAUGCGGAAAGUUGAAAUGGCUCUUCCCCUCUACUAACAUCUUCCACCAUUGGUUGGUGUAGAAAUAAAAGAGUGCUCUCAGCUACAGGGAUUUUUUAAUUCUGAAAUUGAAAUAUUUCACGAGAAAGGGUUCUCCAACAAUGUAAAGUUAAAAUAUUUUAAUGUUGUGGAUUGCCCCAUGUUCUCCAAAGCCACGCUCGCUGCUUUUAGGAUGAGCUUGGGUUGGUAUAGACCUGUGUGAGAUUGUGCCUGCGUCCAGUUCUUGUAAUUAUGUAUUAAGGAGUUGCAAUCUGUAAUGUGAUAAUUGGCUUCCAAAUAUUUGUAUAGUUCAUUUUCACAUAAAUUAAGGCACGUUGCAUGCAUUGAUUGACA
Molecule: messenger RNA, 1011 nt
Organism: Prosopis cineraria
Lineage: Eukaryota; Viridiplantae; Streptophyta; Magnoliopsida; Fabales; Fabaceae
Exons: 2
Coding region: 234-701 (155 amino acids)
Source: RefSeq, a predicted model, not a curated record